Messenger RNA from Sinocyclocheilus rhinocerous, 765 nucleotides. RefSeq names its product menin-like. The transcript is spliced from 2 exons. Gene Ontology annotation, molecular function: Y-form DNA binding; transcription cis-regulatory region binding; chromatin binding. The record is from RefSeq and is a predicted model, not a curated record. Gene Ontology annotation, biological process: negative regulation of cell cycle; negative regulation of cell population proliferation; regulation of transcription by RNA polymerase II. Gene Ontology annotation, cellular component: histone methyltransferase complex; nucleus; chromatin. The annotation marks the transcript as partial. NCBI's taxonomy places the organism in Eukaryota, Metazoa, Chordata, Actinopteri, Cypriniformes, Cyprinidae.
UGGGCCACCUACCUGGUUCAGUCCCUUAGUCGCUUUGAUGCGCAGAUCAGGCAAAAAGUGUCAAUCAUCACCAAAGAUGCAGAACCAGUGGAUGACGAUGACCAAUCCAGUGAAGACCUGCGUGAGGGGCGUAGACGGGUCCCGAGGCGAGAAUCCAAGUUAGAUGAACAAGCAGGACCAUCAUCUCCAAGUGCAGCAUUGCCUGCUCAAAAUCCAGUGCCCAAAAAGGUGGGCGGAGAAGGAGGACGCAGACGUUCCUCUGCUGGAACUCGAGGUAAAGAGUCUGAUGGAAAAAAUGAGCCCUCAUCCCCAAGUCCCACACCUUCUCCUACCCAGCCACCCAUAGUGCAGGGAGGGCCGGUGGUGGUUUUCCACAGUGAGAAGAUGAAGGGUAUGAAGGGUCUGCUCUCUGCGGCCAAGAUCAACUCUAGUGCCAUUAAACUGCAGCUCACGGCCCAGUCCCAAGUGCAGAUGAAGAGACAGAAACCCACACCUUCUGGAGAUUACACCUUGUCCUUCAUGAAACGCCCUCGCAAAACUCUUUAAAAUGACCCAUUUAUAGUGUUUGUUUUUUCUUUUACAUGUUCACCUGGAGUGAAGUUCGUUCGUUUACUUGCAAAUUGACUCUUAUCAAAUAUUUUGAUAAGCUGAUGCUGAGUUUAAUUAAAACUAUUACAAGUUGGAGUCAGAAAACCUAUCAUGCACCAGCAAUUAUGCUUUUUUAUUUUAGAGUGUAAAGUAAUUUUAUUGAUUUGCCUUAAUUUU